GAUAAAACUUUUUUUUCAAGAAAGAAGGACGGAGUGGAUACCAUGUUUAUAACAUAUUUAGCGGUGAUCUAUAGUUGUUUUGGUUCUGUUUAUUUAGAUUAUAUAUAUUACAAGAAUUUAGAUCGUAGAUGUUUGCCGUAUUAUGACUGUCCUCCUGGUCAUGAAAUUCUGCCAUGUUCGGAGAACUUUCAAAAGGAUAUAUGUCAUAAAUGCAAUAAAGGAUAUAAGCAGCCUGAUCUCAUUUCCUCUUCCGGGUGGAUAAAUGAAACUAAAUGUUUUAAACCUAUCUCUCAUUGUUUAGCUCACGAUAUAACAUAUAGCCGAAAUAAAUAUCAGAAUGCUUUCUGUGACAGUGUGAGUGGAUGUAAAUGCAACACCUAUUCAUGUUUCUAUGGUGACCCAUGUCUCUGUGUAACAAAACCUAAUUGUGGAAUAGGUAAAACUUUGACAGAUUCGGGAGAUUGUGUUCCUUGUCCUGUGAACACCUAUAAACAUGACACUGGUUGUGGCCCUUGUCGGAGGAUCAACCAAAGAACCGCUGUAGUAAUUCACAGUACACAGCAACCUCUAUACUCAGAAAGAUCAACCCUUGUGUUUGCAUCAAUCUCCCCACAAUAUUUACAGGAAAGUAAAAACAAAGACGAACCUAUUCUAAUACCUGUCAUAGUAGUACUAUGUGUUAUAUUUGUGUUCCUCUUGGUUGCCAUAUCUGUGUAUUGUAUAAGGAACCCUGGGUUCGUUUUAGCUGGAAUUUGCUGGAGUCAUGAUUAUAUUGAACAACAGAAUAGACAGGAUAUGAACAACACUCAGACAGCCGUACUUAUAAGAAGUCCAACUGACGAUGAUAGUGUAACAGUUAAUAUGCACACAGCUCUACCAAAAGAUAAAAACACAAUAUCAUAUCCUAAUCUACAGGCUAUGAAUGGAGACACACAAAAUGCAGCUCUCACUGACGCAGGUUCAACUGAAUCGGGAUUUCAUGAAGAAUGUGAUGAAAAUAUGUCAAGCAGUGAACCAUCGAUAAACGAAAUGAAUUAUAAAUAUGAAAGCUGUCAGAACAAAUGUGAUAGUUUGAACAUAGGCCAACAUGACAAUGAUGACUGCUCAUACAAAACAAAGAAAGAGCAGCCGAUCCAAGACUUUUCGACGGGAAAUCAUUUUAAGGAUUAUUUUGGUUUUUCAUCCUCCCUAAGUCCGGUUGUAAAGGAAACCGAACCUUAUAUUGGUAGUUCAUUUUCUAAAACCAAGAAGAGUUCUGCUCUUACUAUUCCAGAUAAGACUGAGUCAUAUCCACUGGCAUCUGGGGAGUAUAUCCCAAUGAAUAAAUCUGAUUCAACAUUAAAAAUUAACACAAGAACAAAAUAUCGAGUCCAGGGAAAUUAUUACGCUUUAGACAGUAGCAAUACAAGUAAUGACAGCAUUGUGAGCGAUUUAGAGUAUUUUAAUCAUGAAAUUAGAGGAACUUAUAACAGUUGCAAAAGCUAUGGUGGAAAAUCAGAGACAAAACCGAAACUUAGUGGCCCAAAUAGUUUAGACAGUGGUGUGUUUGGAUCAGAGAAAAACGAAUGUCAAUAGUUCAAAGUGUUCAUAUUUGUCAGGAAUCCGAUUCGAUGUAUAUUAAUGUAACUUAAGGUGUUCAUUACAAAUUUAUCUCAACAUUUUUUUUUUAAACAUUGCUCAAUUUUACAUGCCUCAAUGUGUUCCAUAUGGACAACGCAUUUAUAUCAUUAAUUUUUGUGUCAUUUUUGUCUUUUGUGGAUAGUUGUCUCAUUGACAAUCUGACCACAUUUUCUUUUUUAUAAAUUGAUCUCAGCAUGUUUUAUUUUUAAAACAUUGCUAAUUUUUACAUGCCUCAAUGUGUUCCAUAUCAUAUUGGUUGUCUGCUUUUUGGGUAUAUUGAUUUAAUGCAUAAAAGUUGACAACGCAUUUGUGCAGGAAACAUAUAUAUUAUAUAUAUUUAUCGUCUAUAUGACUAUUCCGUUAUCUAAAAUCGACUAUUUGACUAUUCCAGUAUCUGAAAAUCGACUAUUUGAUUAUUCCAGUAUCUAAAUAUCAACUAUUUGACUAUUCAAAUAUCUUAAUAUCGAUUAUUUGACUAUUCAAGUAUCUAAAUAUCGACUAUUUGACUAUUCCAUUAUCUAAAUAUCGACUAUUUGACUAUUCCAUUAUCUAAACAUCGAAGUUUUUACAAACAUAUCGCUAGUGAGUUAAAAUAAAUAGUGUGUGUUUGGAUCAGAGAAAACAGAAUGUCAAUAGUUCAAAGUGUUCAUAUUUGUCAGAUAUGUGAUUAGAUCGUAUAUCAGUUUAACUAAAUGUGUUCGUUCCAAGUUGAUCUUAGCAUGGGUUUUUUUCAAAACAUUGUUAAUUUUUACAUGCCUCAAUGUGUUCCAUGCCAAAUGCUUUUGGGUAUAUGGAUUUAAUGCAUAAUAUAUAUUUAUUUAUCGACUAUUUGACUAUUCGAUUAUCUAAAUAUCGACAUUUGACUAUUCCUUUAUCUAAACAUCGAAGUUUUGAAAAACAAAUCGCUAGUCAGUUGAAAUAAAUAUUGUGAGUUUGGAUCAGAGAAAAAUGAAUGUCAAUAGUUCAAAGCGUUCAUAUUUGUCAGAUAUUCGACUCGAUCGUAUAUCAAUCUAACUAAAUGUGUUCAUUCCAAAUUUAUCUUAACAUGUGGUUUUUUUUAAACAUUGCUGAUUUUUACAUGCCUCAAUGUGUUCCAUAUCAUAUUGGUUGUCUGCUUUCGGGUAUAUUGAUUUAAUGCAUAAAAGUGGACUACGCAUUUUUGCAGGGAAUAUAUA
Molecule: messenger RNA, 2795 nt
Organism: Mytilus trossulus (common blue mussel)
Lineage: Eukaryota; Metazoa; Mollusca; Bivalvia; Mytilida; Mytilidae
Exons: 13
Coding region: 43-1575 (510 amino acids)
Source: RefSeq, a predicted model, not a curated record